GUGAUGACAUGGAGGAGUUGGGCUCAACACUUUAUAAAGCUGCUCCAUCCGCGGCGAGCCGCUCUUUUAAUAAAGACCGCUGAGGCUGAAACUCCAUCUCCAUCCAACCUACUGGAAGCAAGUGAAACCUCUACCAUACUUUCCACCAUGAGUGAGAGACAAGGAUCCGGGCCAGCUGCUGGCAACAAGACGACCUCUGGAGGAAAAGAUGAGUCCAAGGCGGACGUCCCAGAGGAUUUUGACAUCGACAUGGAUGCCCCAGAGACCGAAAAGGCAGCGGUCACCAUCCAGUCCCAGUUCAGGAAGUUCCAGAAGAAGAAGCGCGAUGAGAAGUCCUAGUGAGCGCCAUGGUGAUCCAUCGUCCUUUGGAAGUGAUGGCACUUUGACGCCGGUGUGACAUUUGCAUGUAAACAAAUUCAUACCUGUCUAAACAGAAGGGGUUGUGAAAAGGUGGGGUGGGAAAGGGAAUGCAAUAGCCUGUUAAUCUUAUGACUGUCUGUGAAUUCUCAUUACCCUGUCAUUAUGAUUGCUAUUAUUUAUAAUGUUGACUGCUGUAUUACUAGAUAUGAGAACAAGGUUGAAGAUUUAGGUUUCUGUCCUGCCAUAUAUGUCCAUAUAUCAUACCUUCUCUAUGUUUUUGUACUUAUUCUCAUAGUUUUACCAGUACUCGCCCUACCUGGACUGUCUCCGGAGCUGAUGAUAAAGCUUGCUUUUACGAAACCUUUCCAGGAACUUUUCAUUUACCCUGAGGCAUUUUUCUUACCUGCAUGGUUCUGUCAAACUUGUGUGUCAGUGUACAUUGAAUAAAUAAAAAAUAACUAUGUGGAAA
Messenger RNA from Cyprinodon variegatus (sheepshead minnow), 829 nucleotides. Its product is annotated as Purkinje cell protein 4-like. Gene Ontology annotation, molecular function: calcium ion binding; calmodulin binding. Bases 4 to 339 code for a protein of 111 amino acids. The transcript has 3 exons. Gene Ontology annotation, cellular component: cytoplasm. NCBI's taxonomy places the organism in Eukaryota, Metazoa, Chordata, Actinopteri, Cyprinodontiformes, Cyprinodontidae. The record is from RefSeq and is a predicted model, not a curated record.